Messenger RNA from Enhydra lutris kenyoni (northern sea otter), 2250 nucleotides. It is a transcript of the gene JMJD6, whose product is annotated as arginine demethylase and lysine hydroxylase. Gene Ontology annotation, biological process: phagocytosis. Gene Ontology annotation, cellular component: nucleus; cytoplasm. The record is from RefSeq and is a predicted model, not a curated record. Gene Ontology annotation, molecular function: histone H4R3 demethylase activity; P-TEFb complex binding. NCBI's taxonomy places the organism in Eukaryota, Metazoa, Chordata, Mammalia, Carnivora, Mustelidae. Bases 122 to 1366 code for a protein of 414 amino acids. The transcript has 7 exons.
AGGGCGAAGGGCGUUUGGGUUCCGCCGCCGCCGCCGCUGUCUGGGCAGGGGAGGGGUGGUUUGGAAGCAGGAAGCGAGGCACGCCGAGGUCGUCGCGGGAGCAGCUGGUGAUCCCCGGAGGAUGAACCACAAGAGCAAGAAGCGGAUCCGCGAGGCCAAGCGUAGUGCGCGGCCGGAGCUCAAGGACUCGCUGGACUGGACCCGUCACAACUACUACGAAAGCUUCUCGCUGAACCCGGCGGCCGUGGCGGAUAACGUGGAAAGGGCAGAUGCAUUACAGCUGUCGGUGGAAGAAUUCGUGGAGCGAUAUGAAAGACCGUACAAGCCCGUGGUUCUGCUGAAUGCCCAAGAGGGUUGGUCUGCGCAGGAGAAGUGGACCCUGGAGCGCCUAAAAAGGAAGUACCGUAACCAGAAGUUCAAGUGCGGUGAGGAUAAUGACGGCUACUCGGUGAAGAUGAAGAUGAAGUACUACAUCGAGUACAUGGAGAGCACUCGGGAUGACAGCCCCCUUUACAUCUUUGACAGCAGCUAUGGUGAACACCCCAAAAGAAGGAAACUUCUGGAAGAUUACAAGGUGCCCAAGUUCUUCACCGAUGACCUCUUCCAGUAUGCUGGGGAGAAACGCAGGCCCCCUUACAGAUGGUUUGUGAUGGGGCCACCGCGCUCUGGAACUGGAAUUCACAUCGACCCUCUGGGAACCAGUGCCUGGAAUGCCUUAGUUCAGGGCCACAAGCGCUGGUGCCUGUUUCCUACCAGCACGCCCAGGGAACUCAUCAAGGUGACCCGUGAAGAAGGAGGGAACCAGCAAGAUGAAGCUAUUACUUGGUUUAGUAUCAUUCAUCCCCGGACACAGCUUCCCACCUGGCCACCUGAAUUCAAACCCCUGGAAAUCUUACAAAAACCAGGAGAGACUGUCUUUGUACCAGGAGGCUGGUGGCACGUUGUCCUUAACCUUGACACCACCAUUGCCAUCACGCAGAAUUUUGCCAGCAGCACCAACUUCCCUGUUGUAUGGCACAAGACGGUAAGAGGGAGACCAAAGUUAUCGAGGAAAUGGUAUAGGAUCUUGAAGCAAGAGCACCCCGAGUUGGCGGUGCUGGCUGACUCCGUCGACCUGCAGGAGUCCACGGGGAUCGCCUCCGACAGCUCCAGUGACUCCUCCAGCUCCUCCAGCUCCAGCUCGUCCGACUCGGACUCCGAGUGCGAGUCGGGGUCUGAAGGCGAUGGGACGAUGCACCGCAGGAAAAAGCGGAGAACGUGCGGCAUGAUGGGCAACGGGGACACCACCUCCCAAGACGACUGUGCGAGCAAAGAGCGCAGCUCCUCCAGGAUUAGGGACACUUGCGGAGGCCGGGCUCACCCCUGAGCCAAUACAGAGACGCUCCCUGAGGUGGCUCCUGUGUGCGCUGUGGGCGGCCGCCCGACUCAGUUUUCACAUCUCCUGCUCCCACCUUCUCCUUUGUCUCCUUUGAAUUCGGAUCAUCCUUCUCUGGUCCAAGCUUCUGUCUUCGGUCAAAUGCUGUUCUUACCGCUUGCUAAGAGUAGAGGGUCGAGAAGUUUCAGAGCUCAGUGAGACCCGAGACACUGGCAGCCGGCACGCUGCGGGGCCAGGGGUCUGUGCUGUCCCCUCUAAGCUACGCUGCUCGACCUCGAGGCCGCAGGGCUGGGAUCCCUUGAGUGGCUCGCCGCGUCUGAUUCCUCAGCGACACGGGUGAGGAGCCUCUGCUCUCCGGGAGCCGGCGGCGCACCAGCAGGCCCCAAGGGGCGAGUGGAUUCGGAUUUGCGUCUGAGCCAAUCACACGUAAAAAGUGCCACUCCCGUGCCACCCCCAAUGUCACCCACCCAGCCAGUGUGGGCGGCGCCACUCACCACCGCGAGCUUGGGCCUUGGACACGGGACCUUCUCGCCACCACCAGACGGGCUCGGGAAUUCCAGCAGCAUUUCCCUGCAGUGUGUUUUGGGGCAGGGAUGACGUAUCAGGGUUUCUGUUUAGAAACGGGAGGGGAAAGGUCCGGUGUGUGCUCCCUGCAGAAUUCAAGUUGUGAACAGGGCCCGCUUCCGGCAGAUGGGUCUUUCUCCCCACGUGAUCCAUAAAGGCAGAAGCUCUCGCUCUCUGAGAGACGUCACGGUCAGUGUCCCCGCUGGUUAGACCCGCAGACAUUAGGUAGAUGGCUUGGGCUGCAGGUCAGAAUAAACACACACGUGGUGCUUCUGGUCUCGGGUAUGUUGAGGCUUCUGAAGGCCUCUGGU